This is a messenger RNA of Daucus carota subsp. sativus, 1930 nucleotides long. Its product is annotated as YTH domain-containing protein ECT4. Gene Ontology annotation, molecular function: mRNA binding. Gene Ontology annotation, cellular component: cytoplasm. The transcript is spliced from 9 exons. The record is from RefSeq and is a predicted model, not a curated record. NCBI's taxonomy places the organism in Eukaryota, Viridiplantae, Streptophyta, Magnoliopsida, Apiales, Apiaceae. Gene Ontology annotation, biological process: mRNA destabilization. Bases 629 to 1744 code for a protein of 371 amino acids.
UUAUGCUCCCGUACUAGAUGCCUUUUAGGGACUGUCAUCUUUGCGGGAGUCGUGGUUUAGUUUGAUCAUUCCGAUUCUUUUUCAAUCCCAGUUAAUGAUGAUGGAUGAUCAUACUAGAACACUUAAUUUAGUAAAAUGUAGCUUCUAUAUGUGUACAAUUGAUUGGCAGAUUCAUAUGGCUGGUAUCAUUAUAUAGUCAUAUUACUUUCAGUAUUUCAGCUGAAUGCGAGUUGUCGAACAUCAAGGGAUUUUAGAUUUUCCUGUUGGAGUUGGUUUCUUGGUUAUGUAAAUUUUCACCAAUUUAAACUGGUUGAUGCAGUGCGCAAGCCUCAAUUACCUACAAUAAUUGAGCGUGAAGAGGCUUCAAGAGAAGAUAUACAAUCAGAUACAACCACAUGCCAGAAUCAUUCAGGAGAUUCUAUACCAGCUGUUAAUGAAUGUAAUGAAGAUAUAAAUCAAUUGGGUGGAAGCAGCGGUUCUAGUACAGGUACAGCAACUGUCUAACUUUCUUGUAUAGUAUCUGUGCCUGGCUACAAUCUUAUCCUACUGGGACUUUGAUGGGGGCUGAUUGACAAUAGCCUUUUCUUCAGAAAUUUUGCAGGACUUUGAUUCAAAUAAAUCACGAACCAUGCCAAGUGAGUCUUGUAAUUCAGCAUAUGUUCGUGAUGCAACAAAUAGCACCACUGAUGUGUCCAGGAGAGUUAAAUCCUCGAACCUUCGACAGAAUAACAAUUUGCAUCAGUAUGCUACCUCGCCAAGUAUUACCAAGUCCCAUUUUCACACCAAACAUGUAAGAUCAUUAAAUCAGUUAAGGUCUGGUUAUAGAUCUGCCGCUAUGUUUCCAUCACAAAGGAUAUUCUCAUCAUGUAGUGCAAACAACAAAGAUGGUUUCUGUGUCCGUGAUAAUGGUUUGAAUUACAGUCCAAGUACUAGAACGUGGAACAGAAGUGAUCCAUUAAAUUUUAAAGAGAAGUGCAACAUGAACGGAGAGCGUGCAGCCACGGUGGAGUUGACUUGUGGUCCUCGGAGCCAGGGGAGAAAAAGUGUUAUAAGUUCAUUGUCUGUGGAUAACAGGAUGCGGCUCUUAGUACAAAGAGAUGACUAUAACCUAAAAGAUUUCCAGACUGAAUAUGACAAUGCUAAGUUUUAUGUCAUCAAAUCAUUUAGUGAAGAUGACAUACAUAAAAGCAUUAAAUAUAAUGUCUGGUCAAGUACCCCUAGUGGCAACAGGAAAUUAGAUUCUGCUUUUUGUGAUACACAGGACGAUACAAGUGAAGAAGAAAUUGUAUAUCCAAUUUUCCUCUUUUAUUCAGUUAACAAAAGUGGGCAGUUUGUAGGCUUAGCUGAAAUGAUUGGAAAAGUGGACUUUGCCAAAAACUUGAACUUUUGGCAGAGCGACAGGUGGAAUGGGUUCUUUCCAGUCAAGUGGCACAUAAUCAAGGAUAUUCCCAACACAGAACUAAGACACAUCAUCCUUGCGAAUAACGAUAACGAGUCUGUAACAUAUUCCAGGGAUACACAGGAGAUUGAAUUCAAACAAGGUUUAGAAAUGCUUAAAAUUUUCAAGAAUUAUACUGCAAAGACAUCAUUGCUGGAUGAUUUCAAUUUCUAUGAGAAGAGGGAGCACUCACUCAGGGUGAAGAGGAACAACAUGCAGGCUAAUGAAACACAGAUACAUUAUAGAGCAGGACAACGAACAACCAGCAGAGGAUUUACCCCCAAUGGCUGUUCAGACUUCGUAUAGCGCAUUUUCUGGAAAACCCAAAGAUUCUUAGUUCAUGUACCAGAUACUAAGGCUGAUUUAUGUAUCUAGAGGACAGUAAAAGUUUCGAAUCCAGGGUCUUGACUGUUGAGGGCACGGUAAAUGCCAUAGCAUCACUACAUUGUUGGUUAUCUGAACUUGUUCAUUUGGAUUUUUUUUGUUGGAAUA